ACCCCUCCAAAUCAUGUAAACUAUAUUAAUGGCCUCCAAAAUGAGAAGGUACUUCUCCAGAGUGACGGAGUAGCCAUCAGAAUGCCCCCUCCUCCCAAGUUCUCCUUAUUCUACGGCCACCGCAACCCCUCCCGGAACCGCCCCACCGUCCGCGGCAGCCGCCUCUCCCCCCAAAACCCAACCCCACCCCAACUCAAUCAGCCCUUCGAUCUCUCCAAGUGGGACCCCCACCAAUCUCCGCCGUCCACCUCCUCCACCCCAACCCCGCCGUCUCCCUCCUUCCUCUCCCCCAUCGCCCGCUUCAUCCUCGACGCCUUCCGCAAGAACCGCAACCGCUGGGGCCCGCCGGUCGUCUCGGAGCUCCAGAAGCUCCGCCGCGUCACGCCCGACCUGGUCGCCGAGGUCCUCAAGGUCCAAAACGACCCCGUUUCGGCCUCCAAGCUCUUCCACUGGGCAGGUAAGCAAAAGGGCUUCAAGCACACCUUCGCUUCCUACAAUGCCUUGACCUAUUGCCUGAACCGGGCCCACCGGUUCAGGUCGGCCGACCAAGUCCCCGACUUGAUGGAGUCUCAGGGGAAACCUCCCACCGAGAAACAGUUUGAGAUUCUGAUCAGAAUGCACUCUGAUGCCAAUAGAGGUCUCAGGGUUUAUCAUGUCUAUGAGAAGAUGAAGAAGUUUGGGGUUAAACCCAGGGUUUAUUUGUACAAUAGGGUAAUGGAUGCAUUGGUCAAAACGGGUCAUUUGGAUUUGGCAUUGUCGGUUUACGGAGAUUUUCGGGGUGAUGGGUUGGUGGAGGAGAGUGUGACUUUUAUGAUUCUGAUAAAGGGGAUGUGUAAAUGUGGGAGAGUUGAUGAAAUGUUGGGACUUUUGGAUAGAAUGAGGGUGAGUUUGUGUAAGCCGGACGUGUUUGCUUACACCGCAAUGAUAAAGGUGAUGGUUUCGGAGGGUGAUUUGGAUGGUUGUUUGAAGGUUUGGGAGGAAAUGAGGAGGGAUAGAGUUGAGGCGGAUGCUAUGGCGUAUGUGACUCUGGUUACCGGGUUGUGUAAAGGAGGGAGGGUGGAGAAGGGGUAUGAGUUGUUUAGGGAGAUGAAGGAGAAGGGUUUUUUGAUUGAUAGAGCGAUUUAUGGGGUGCUGGUUGAGGGGUUUGUGGAAGACAGGAUGGUUGGGGCAGCGUGUGAUUUGUUGAAGGAUUUGGUGGGAUCAGGGUAUAGAGCAGAUUUGGGGAUAUAUAAUUCUCUGAUCAAGGGUUUAUGUGAUGUUAAACGGGUUGAUAAGGCUUAUAAGCUUUUCCGAGUUGCAGUUCAAGAGGGUCUUGGGCCGGAUUUUGCGACGGUGAAUCCCAUUCUGGUGUCUUAUGCUGAGAUGAGAAAAAUGGAUAACUUUUGCGAGUUGCUUGCACAGAUGGAGAAAUGCGGUUGUCCUGUUAUUGAUGAUCUUUUGAAAUUCUUUUCCAUUGUUGCUGAAAAGGAGGAUGGAGUCAUGAUGGCUUUGGAAGUGUUUGAAGACUUGAAAGUUAAAAAUUAUUCUAGUGUUGCGAUCUAUAAUAUCCUUAUUGCCAGCCUCCACAAAUUUGGGAAAGUGAAGAAGGCAUUAUCCCUCUUUGAUGAGAUGAAGAGUUUUGAUUUCCAGCCGGACUCGUCCACUUAUAGCUCUGCGAUUAUGUGUUAUAUUGAAGAAGGGGAUCUCCAUGAAGCUUGUGCCUGUCAUAAUAAGAUAAUUGAAAUGUCUUGUGUUCCUUCUAUUGCUGCCUAUCGCUCUCUUGCUAAAGGGCUUUUCAAUGUUGGAGAGAUUGAUGCAGUUAUGCUGCUAGUCCGGGACUGCUUAGCCAGUGUGACAAGUGGGCCCAUGACAUUCAAGUAUUCUCUUACCAUUCUCCAUGCGUGUAGAUCCAAUAAUGCUGAGAAGGUGAUUGAUGUACUGAAUGAGAUGAUGCAGCAGGGUUGUCCACCAGAUCAUGUUAUAUACUCUGCUAUAAUCUCUGGCAUGUGUAAGCAUGGCACAAUAGAGGAGGCAAGGAAGGUAUUUUCAAAUUUGAAAGAGCGCAAACUUAUAACAGAAGCCAACAUGAUUGUGUAUGAUGAUAUAUUAAUUGAACACAUGAAGAAGAAGACAGCAGAUCUGGUAGUGUCAGGGUUGAAGUUUUUUGGUUUAGAAUCCAAGCUGAAAGCAAAGGGUUGUAAACUGCUGUCAGGUUGAAAUUAUGAAGCCAGCAUCAAAGUGAAGAGAAACUACAACAUGCACCCCAGUGAUAUUCGUUACAUAGAGUUGGCACAUUUUGUCUAAAGCCCCAUAUCCAAUCGACCAUUCUCCUUUUCUGAAAUUCAUAUAUGUCUGCCACACGCAAAUGUUGGACAACAAAUACAAGUACAAGGUGGUGAGAACAAUGGACCUGCUUUCAUAAUCUUGUGCUUGAGAUCCGUUUCCCAUAUUGAUUGGAACAAAUGAAUGAGGCUGUCCAUUUCCAGAAAUUAAAUGUCAAAAUACCUCACAUCCUUAACACACCUACCCUCCAUUUACUGAACUGUCCCCUAGCUCGCCGCUAGGCCCUGUGUCAUUGAAGAUUGGCUUGCUAUCUCUUUAAGUGUACAAAUGAUCCAGUUAUUUGCUGAGCAACUAAAGCAUAUUGUGCUUCUUCAAGAACUCUUAUGUUUUGUGCCAAACAGUUUGAUGUUCUCAAUGAUGAUUCUUGUUGGCAUAGAGAUUCAAUUAUGAAGGAAUCAAGUUCAUGGCGCAAUGUGACGGAGUUUUAAGGAACAAAGUAUGGGUGUGUAGCCUUUAAAGGGAUGUGUAGUUUACUAGUUUUCCAACUUAACGUUCUUUUGUCAUACUGGUGUUUGCUCUUUGCCAACUCCUGCAUUGGUUGAAUUUGUGAUCAUUCCACAAUCAUUCUCUCUUAUGUUCUGUAAAUCGUUUUAUCAGUGAGAACUUUUGGCCACAAUUCGGCUCUAGCUAUUCUGAAAGACAGCUUGAAUUACUUGUAUUUCACACUGACCAAGCAUAUUCAAUAAAUGACAGUCCAUUACCCAAAA
Rosa chinensis is the source of this 3029-nucleotide messenger RNA. RefSeq names its product pentatricopeptide repeat-containing protein At4g20740. Gene Ontology annotation, molecular function: protein binding. Lineage: Eukaryota; Viridiplantae; Streptophyta; Magnoliopsida; Rosales; Rosaceae. The record is from RefSeq and is a predicted model, not a curated record.